Cimex lectularius (bed bug) is the source of this 3335-nucleotide messenger RNA. RefSeq names its product collagen alpha-1(IX) chain-like. The coding region runs from base 193 to 2802 and encodes 869 amino acids. The transcript is spliced from 21 exons. The record is from RefSeq and is a predicted model, not a curated record. Lineage: Eukaryota; Metazoa; Arthropoda; Insecta; Hemiptera; Cimicidae.
UUCGAAUAUGCGCCCUUAGAUGAAUUAGGCUCAGUCUGUUGGUAACAACCGAUCCUCUAACGUCUCGAAACUUCCGGUUCUUUUGGGUCCCGUCGAAAUUUUACAUUUUUUUUUAAACAAAUUUUCCACAAAAAAAAUUACAAUAAUGUAACAGAUCCCAUCAUGUAUCAAUGAGCCUGACACAAAAUCAAAAUGACAAUCAAAUCUUAUGUUUCCAGUAUAUUAUUAACAACAUUGCUUUUAAUUAGUUUAACAAUAUCGUCUGCAGCAGACCUAUCUAAUGAGUUGGUGACGGAAGAUAAACUAGGCCUCUGCUCGGGGUACAUGCCCGGCGAUGACGAUCUACAGGGUUUAGAUCUGAUAAGGAAGUACAAGCUGGAUUCCCUCCAGCAGUGGAACAAGGGCGUCGGCAGGGUACGAGGCUCGAACGCAGUACAGACAGCAUUCCGACUUGAAAGGGAUGCAAUGCUCACACUACCGACUAGGGAGAUAUUUCCAACCGGACUGCCGGACCAGUUUUCUUUGGUGAUGACGCUGCGAAGCAGGAAACUGGCUAAGGCCCCAUGGCAUCUAAUCCGUAUCGAGGAUGAUGUGGGAAAGAUUCAAUUUCUAAUCGCGCUCAACCCAAGAAAAAGGGCUAUAGAAAUAUGGAUAAAAGAUUUGAAUGGAGAACUCAGGCAUAACGCAUUCCUUGAAGUUCAAGUGUUUGAUAAAAAUUGGCACAAAUUUUAUUUUGGCGUCUUCAAAGAUAGAAUUGUCUUAUUUGUCGACUGCCAGCUAGUAGGUACCAUUUUCACAGAACUUAAAGGCACUAUCGACGUGAAUGGAAAUAUUUCAAUUUCAACAUUGGCCAAUUCUCCUAUGACGGUUCCGAUCGAUCUUCAAUGGAUGCUCUUGAGCUGUGAUCCUACAAGACCAGAAAGAGAAACUUGCACCGAACUCCCAGCAAGAAGAUCCCCACCUCCUCAAGAACAGUAUGCACCAACCUGCGAAACUGUAUGUCCAGCAGGACCUCCUGGAUUCAAUGGAAGCGAUGGCUAUCCAGGGCCAAAAGGAGAUCCAGGACCACCAGGUUUACCUGGACAACCAGGUAUUCCAGGAAAUUAUGGUGCAAUUGGACAGCCAGGACUAAGAGGAGAACAGGGAUUGCCUGGUAGAGUGGGUCUAAAAGGAGAAAAAGGAGAACCAGGGUUUCCUGGCCCUAUAGGUCCUCCUGGGAACUUUAGUGAUUUGGAUGUGUUGCAAGGAUUGAUGGGACCACCUGGAGAAAGAGGCUUUCCAGGACCUGAGGGUAAAACUGGUUUACCAGGCAAUGACGGACGUCCUGGUGAAAUAGGGCCAAAAGGCGAUAAGGGAGAUGCAGGGUCAAAGGGAGAAAGAGGCCCUCAAGGACUACCGGGGUUGCCAGGGCUUCCAGGUUCUGUCACCAGCUUAGCUGAAAGUGUUGCAGGUUUACCGAGUGAAAUAGUACUACCUGGAACUAAGGGAGAAAAAGGAAGUCAAGGUGAGCCUGGGCUGAAAGGAGAACCCGGAAGAGAAGGGCCUAGGGGAUUCCCAGGACCAAAAGGUGAUGUUGGACCUAUGGGACCUCCUGGUUUACCAAGCAUUCCAAUCAGUUUCCCUGGUCCAGAAGGGCCUCCUGGUCCCAAAGGUGAACCUGGUAAUGAUGGUGUACCUGGUACCCCUGGGGUUGGAAAUAAAGGGUCUAAAGGUGAACCUGGGGUAUUUGGACAGAAAGGUGAACAAGGUUUUGUAGGGCUACCAGGCACUCCAGGUGCAGAUGGACUACGUGGUGCUCCAGGACCUCCAGGAGAAAUAGGACUAAAAGGGGAAAAAGGUUAUGAUGGUUUUCCAGGGCAACCAGGUCCACCUGGCCUAACGGGAAAGACUGGCGAGAAGGGAGACAUGGGAAGUGAAGGGCAUCAAGGGCCCAUUGGACCAAGAGGAUUACCAGGAAGUGCGGGUGCUGCAGGUUUUCCUGGUGUACCUGGUACCAACGGAGCACCAGGGGAAAAGGGCGAACGAGGGUUACCAGGACCCCCUGGCCCACCCGGGGAAUCAAUCUCUGUCACCAGUUAUAAUACAGAUCAUGAUGGCUAUUUACCAGGACUACCUGGCGCUCGAGGUCUACCUGGGCCGGCAGGAAUGCCUGGAGAAAGAGGAGCUACAGGUGAAAGAGGACCAGAUGGGCCACCAGGUGUGCCGGGUCUUCCUGGAAAAGAAGGGCCUUCAGGUAUGCCUGGCCCACCAGGACAAAGAGGACCUCCAGGUUUACAUGGCCAUCCAGGACCUCCAGGAAGAUCAUACAGUGAAUCUGAGAUAAAAGAUAUGUGCGCAGCAGUGUUGAGAGAACAAAUGAGUCAACUAAGUGAGUUACUUAUCGGGCCUCCAGGGGUCCCCGGAAGGGGAAAGCCAGGACCACCUGGUCCUCCAGGACUACAGGGAUUGCCUGGUGAUCAAGGAAACCCUGGUCUUCAAGGAGAAAGAGGAUUUCCAGGACAGCCAGGACCAGCAGGCCCACCAGGUGUCGAUGGAAGACAGGGAGAGAAAGGCGAAAGAGGAGAACGAGGUCUCGAAGGUGUUGGUGUCGAAGGUCCAGUUGGAAUGAGAGGACCUCCAGGUCCUCCGGGACCCCAAGGCAUUGGUCUACCAGGAAGAACAGGCGAAAGGGGUGAACAAGGAAAACCUGGAAUGCCUGGACAAAGAGGUCCACAGGGUCCCCCGGGUCCACCAGGUUUCUGUGAAUACUGCAACAAUUAUCAAAUUCAAGGACCCACAUAUGGCAAUAGUAAAGGUCCUUAAAUGACCCAUUUGUCAACUAAAAAAAAAUAAUAAUAAAAAUGAAUCAAUCAGAGAUUUUAAAAAGUCUUGUCCAACUUUGUCAAUUUCUCCUCUCUGAUGGAAAAUUGAAAAAAGCUAUCUCUCAACUUAUUCCGUAAGUAAUUAACGAUUACUGAUAUAUCUAUAUAUAUAUACUGGUCAAUUCAAUAAAUGGUGUAUUAUUUAAAGUAACAUUGUAAUACAUAUUAAUUUCUGAAGGAUUUUUAUAGUAGAUAUCUGUAAAAAUUUGUUAUAAAUCACAAAACCAAAUCUGAAACUAUUAAAAUUAAAUUGAUUAUUGUUUAUUUGUAGUAUAUAUUUUUUAUUUAAUGGUGUUCACUAAUUAUAAAAAAUAAUAUUUUUUUAAUAAAUGUACAUGUUAUUACCACAAAUACUUGUAUGUUGUAUGUAUGGUCUGUAUAUACAUGCCCAAUAUUGUUGAUUUUGCAGAAAAUUUGAAUCAAUAGUGAUGUAUUUCAGAAAAAUUAAUACAAAGUAUAGAUGACAAAAAAAAA